CACGACAAAGCUUAAACACUUUUGCGGAAACGUACUAGGACUAUGGACAACACUACGGAAAAAGAAAACGGUGUGACUAGGUCCAUUACAUUGAACUUGAAUCAAACCACUCAAUUAGUUUUACCUUCUACUGACAAUGAGAUUUCAAGUCCUAAACUAAGCGAACCAAGGCACCUCUUUUCUCUUCAAAGAGAACUUGGUCCACAGCAAGCUCCGCGCUGGCCAGCAGAAUGUCAGAUGGCAGUAGCCACACCAAAACAUAUUGUCCAAUGUCUUACAGAACGAGAACCUUACUAUCAAGCUACUGGAACAGAACCAGAACCAUCCCCUUGGGGAGAUGAAGUCCUGAAAAGUGGAGGGGACUUGGUAUAUUGUUAUAUACCAGAAAGUACAGCUCCAUAUUUCACCAGAUCCAGCACUGCAAAUGGACUUGCACCAGCUGAUGAUAAUCGCUUUCUUGUACCAGACGACUCUCUCAUAUUUGAAUCACGCUUUGAGUCAGGCAAUUUGUCAAAAGUAUUUAGAAUCACGGGAAAUUUCUAUGAGCUCCAUUUACGCCCUGACCUGUACACCUCGCGACACCUGCAAUGGUUUUAUUUUAGUGUUAAGAAUAUGCAAGCCAAAACAACCUACAGGUUUUCCAUUGUAAAUUUUGCGAAGGCAGAUAGUCUCUAUUUGGAAGGAAUGAAACCUCUAAUGUAUUCAGAAAAACGCGCAGAAACGGAAGGAAUUGGUUGGAACCGAUGUGGUACCCGAAUUGCAUAUUAUCGGAACGACAACAUGAGAGAUGGUGCGAAUCCAACUCAUACACUAAGCUUUACUUUAGAAUUUCCUUAUUCAGAAGAUACAGUGUAUCUUGCCUAUUGUUAUCCUUACACCUAUUCUCAUUUACAAGACAGGUUACUCCUUAUUCAGAACGAUGAAGAACGCGCGCAGUACUGCAAAAUCCGCCUGUUAUGCCGGAGCUUGGCUGGGAACAGUGUUCAUGUCUUGACUAUAACUAGUCCUAGCACCGAAGAUUCUGGGAAAUCUGGAAUCGUUCUGACCGCGAGAGUCCAUCCAGGAGAGACGCCGAGUUCAUGGAUAAUGGAUGGUGUUUUAGACUUUUUGACUGGGUCUAGUGCGUGUGCUCAAGAAUUGCGAGAAAAGUUCAUAUUUAAGAUUAUCCCAAUGCUGAAUCCUGACGGAGUGAUUGUUGGUAAUACCAGAUGCUCUCUUGCUGCUCGCGACCUAAAUCGGCAAUAUCGUGUUGUCAGCAGGGAAUGUUAUCCACCUGUUUGGCAUGUGAAAAUGUUAAUAAGAAAAUUAAUGGAAGAGAGACCUGUUGCUUUCUACUGUGACUUUCACAGCCAUUCCCGAAAGCAUAAUGUAUUCAUCUAUGGAUGUGAAGAUAAAGACGUCAACGAACUUCCCCUUAUCGAGCAGGUUUUCCCGCUGAUGAUGCAUAAAGCUUCAAAUGGCAAGUUUGAUUUUGAAAACUGCAAAUUUGUGGUCCAACGUGCUAAAGAAGGAACUGGAAGGGUAGUCAUGAAGCAACUUGGUGUUCAGUAUAGUUACACGCUUGAAGCCUCUGUUUGCGGAACCCUAACCGGAUCGGAUAGUUCGUCUGUGCAAACUCAUUUUACUAUACAGGACUACCAGGAUAUUGGAUAUAUCUUCUGUGAAACACUGGCAAAUUUCUUCAAUCCGAAUCCUUCUAGAGUCCAUUGGAUUGAACGUGCAUUGCGUUAUUUAUCAAACGCGGGUUCUUCAGCAGAAGAACCAGUAUACGUCAAGGUCCCUGAUGAAGAUAGCCCUGAAGAAGAGAACGCCAGAAGGUGUUUUCAGUCCAGAAGGUUUUCACUGCUUGUCAAUAGCUCUCACAAAAAAACGGAUUUUUUACAGGUUGCCCGAUGUAUUAGUCAACUAAACGUACAAAUGUCCCAUUUGACUUGUGGGACGCGCUCGCGGUCGAACUCGUUUUCUCCGUCACCGUCUAGAUCGCCAUCGUUAAAAUCAUAUAUUUCAGCAUCAGCAUCUCCAAGAAGUGGUCCAUCGCCCACUAUACCCUCCAACAGGAUAAAGCCGAGAGAUGUUUUCUUUAGAAAAAGACCUAAGAAAUUAGUUCGAAGUUUAACACUGCCAAGUGUCGACAAUGCCUUGCCUGUUACGGUUUCGUUUCCAAGCAGUUCGGAAUCCGAAGACAAAUCUUCUGCAAACGUUUCUGGUUCGUUGUCAAAAGUGAAGAAUCAAGUAUUGGUCGACUUUCAAUCAAAAACGUCGUUGGUAAACGGUGUUUGUCUACGAACCAAUCCUCCUUCAGCAAUCCAUGGUCGGAAUGCGUCGUCAGUUAGUAGACCCGAUUCACUUCGCGGGAUGCCAAAGAGAACCCUAGACUCGAGUUUGAAAGGCACUAAACCUAAAGCUCAUUUCACACUUCAGGUUGUUCAAGACGUGAACAGAUUGAAAUCCGCCUCAGAAGUCCCUCCAGCUGUGCAAAAAACGAAGCAAUCGCAAACCACAACAACCCUUCCGAAGAGAAAAUCGAAGAAAAAACAUGCGAAAAGUCCAAGUGCAAACGCUAAAACAGAACUAUAUAGAGUGGGAGCUCUUAGCCGUGUACUUCAUGCUAUGAAGAAGUGAUCUCGUUUUGUUAGUUGGAAAACUUAUUGCCCAAAAUUUUAGAUUAAAUCCGUAGCUUAACUGAAUUGUGGACAUUACAAUACAUAUAUGUAUUGUAAUGUCAACAUAAUAAUGUCCACAAAAUUAGGUGUGUACACCUAAUUUCUUUUUUGUACUUCU
Molecule: messenger RNA, 2781 nt
Organism: Daphnia carinata
Lineage: Eukaryota; Metazoa; Arthropoda; Branchiopoda; Diplostraca; Daphniidae
Product: cytosolic carboxypeptidase 2-like
Exons: 16
Coding region: 43-2622 (859 amino acids)
Biological process (GO): proteolysis
Molecular function (GO): zinc ion binding; metallocarboxypeptidase activity
Source: RefSeq, a predicted model, not a curated record